Messenger RNA from Rhodamnia argentea, 1889 nucleotides. RefSeq lists its product as uncharacterized. The record is from RefSeq and is a predicted model, not a curated record. The transcript is spliced from 3 exons. Bases 361 to 1677 code for a protein of 438 amino acids. NCBI's taxonomy places the organism in Eukaryota, Viridiplantae, Streptophyta, Magnoliopsida, Myrtales, Myrtaceae.
CUAAAUUUUUUUUGUUUGUCUGGUGGUAUUUCCAUAUAGUUGUAUAUAUAAUACCGCCCACUGUCCACACGUACUAAAAGCCUUCCGACAAUCUUCAACCUUCUCGGCCUCCUGAGUCGUUUGUCGCCAGCAACAGUAUCAUUUACUGCGUGCACCUGCCAAAGGACUUCGUACUAAAUAAUUCACUGGGUUUGGGUCCAAAGGGAGCUUGACACUCGAUUCAAGAACUGGGUCUGGACAGAUCUUGGGGCUGUUUGGACUUUGGAGCUGGAGAGGAAAGGUUCUAGCUUUCGGUCACAGUUCCUUUCUCCAACUCGGAGUCGAAGUAUUACUUGAUAAGGUUUGGUUAUUCGGUCUAGGAUGGAUUCGCCACAGUCUGUUGUUUCGGCAUUCAAGAGCUCUGUUGUUGAGGUUGAGAAACAGCAACCGGACUUCUUUGUCCUGAACUCUGGUUGUCUCUCCAAGGGCAUUGACGCCAAUAGGAGGGAAUCUGGUGGUGGUACCUUGGAGAGCUUUGUUGGCUCUCUUGAGGUUUUCGUGCAUCGAGCGAGGGACAUCCAUAACAUCUGCAUAUACCACAAGCAAGAUGUUUAUGCUAAGCUUUGUUUGACCAGCGAUCCUGACCUUGCUGCGUCUACCAAAACCAUUAAUGGCGGUGGGCAAAAUCCAGUUUUCAACGAUAAUCUUCGGCUCAAUGUACGAACAUUGGAGUGUUCCCUCAAGUGUGAAAUUUGGAUGCUGAGCAGGGUGAAGAAUUAUCUGGAAGAUCAGUUGCUGGGUUUUGCUCUGGUGCCAUUGUCCGAAGUCAUCCUCAAGAAUGGGAAGUUGGAUAAGGAGUUCUCUCUCUCUUCAACUGAUCUCUUUCAUUCCCCUGCAGGGUUCGUUCAUUUGUCGCUCUCUUAUACUGGAGCUUCACCUGAAGUGAUGGCUAUUUCGGCUCCACCCACUGUUUUGGCCACUGAGGCAUCUGUCCAAGAAUCAGAAGUAGCCGAAUCGGACCCAUGUGAGCUUGAUAAGAUCGAGUUUCCAGAUCCAAAGAUUGUUAAUGAGAAUCAGAUGAUGGUUUCCGAGUACUUUGGCAUCCCAUGUGAUAGUUUGGACUCUCGGAACUCUGAGAGCUUGGUUGCCUCAGACGAGAAUCAGCUGAGUUCAGAAAUGGGUGUUCAUGCAGUAGACAGCAUCUCAACAGCCACAGUUCAGUCGGUCCUGCAUCCAGUCCGUGAUUCGCCCCCAAGCAGCGUCUCGACAAAUGGGGUAUAUUCUCCUUCAGUUCCUGCGAGCUCCCAGUCCUCAGAUGCUCCAGUAGCUUCAAAGUAUCCAAGUCAGGAAGAAGAUUCCAAGCCUUCAAAUGAGCAGCAUGUUUCAACCCCAAAAGAUCUGGGCGUGCACAGUGAUGAUCGUGACAGUGCUUCCUCCGGUGGUGCAUCGAGCAAUUCUUCAGCAAAACCUCUUAUCACUGUAAACAUGGAGCCGGAGCAGAAAGUGGUGCAGCAGGAUUUUGUGGACAUGUACAUGAAAAGCAUGCAGCAGUUUACCGAGUCCUUGGCUAAGAUGAAGCUUCCUAUGGACAUUGAGAGCGAGGAACCCAGCCCGGCAAGUUCGACUCCUGAUCAGAAACUGCAGGCAUCAAAGAGUAAUGGUUCCCGUGUGUUCUAUGGGAGUAGAGCCUUCUUCUGAGCUAUUGUUCCAAUAAGCUGAGAUGGAGUGACACGGUGACAGGCUUUAGAGUGAGGACUACUGAUGCUGAUAGUGAACUGUAAUAACUCUUGAUUUAGUGUGGCAUUUCCCUUUGCAUGUUAAGAUGAUUUAGGAUGGGGAUCAUGACGUGUACUUUUAGCAACUACUUUGAUGUUGUCAAUGAUGUCCAUGUAUAAGAAUCAUUUCUCAUU